AUGCCGGGGGUUCCGCUUCAGUACUCUUGUCAGCGCCGUGUUAUUAGGAAUGACAUCAUCGUCAAUGUCGAGAUCAAGUACAAAGAUAUUGAUUUCCCUUCCGUCACCGUCUGCAAUUUGAACCCCUACAAGACGUCGAAGGCCCUCGAGUUCGGCGGGGUCAAGGAUACGUUAGAAUCCCUCAAUAAAGCGAUGCGAGCGAAGCAGCUCGAGUCGCCGCGGCUAGUUCGAGCUCUGCCAGAGGCUGGAGGCGACAGUUCGAUUCCUAGCGCUGCAUCGGUCUGUUUUUGCUUGAUU
Mesorhabditis spiculigera is the source of this 297-nucleotide messenger RNA. The record is from the annotation of a GenBank genome assembly. NCBI's taxonomy places the organism in Eukaryota, Metazoa, Nematoda, Chromadorea, Rhabditida, Rhabditidae.